Molecule: messenger RNA, 1752 nt
Organism: Cladophialophora carrionii CBS 160.54
Lineage: Eukaryota; Fungi; Ascomycota; Eurotiomycetes; Chaetothyriales; Herpotrichiellaceae
Exons: 2
Coding region: 1-1752 (583 amino acids)
Source: RefSeq, a predicted model, not a curated record
AUGGCGAGCGGGGUUGAGGUGGCAGGGCUUGUCCUCGCCAUUCUGCCUCUUCUCGUCAAGAAACUCGAUGACUACGCAGCGGGAUUGGCAACCAUCAGGGCAUUUGGCAGCAAAACGCACCGCUUCGAGAUGAAGAUCUACGCGGCAAGGCUGGGGGCACAGAAGGCGAUCUUGAUGAAUGGCGUCGUCCAUUUGAUAAGGGAUGCCAUUGGCGACGAUGUCGACGUAGCGGAAGUCUUAGAAGAUCCCCAUCACUCCCUGUGGCGGGAUCCGAAGGUCGAAGCCAGCCUGCGCACCACACUGGCCAACAACUAUGGUAUCUUCGUCGCAAACCUGACCUUGUUGCUGAAGAUGCUCAAAGAGCUGAGCGAUAAAUUGGGUUUGCAAAGGGACGAAUCUGGGAACGAGGAGGGUUUCGUGAGUGCUGUGAGGAAAUAUCGCGAGGUCUUCUCCCGACCGGUCUAUGACAACCUUCUCAGAAACAUCGAAGCUAUCAAUCUGGCCCUUCGGAUGCUCAGUGAGGAUGCGAGGGCAACAGAGACAAUCAAAAGCAACCGCCGAGCAGACAACCAUCCGUUGACAGGCGUACGCAGGACCCGAAAGUAUGCUCGCACGCUGCACCGCGCUCUUACCCAGCAACGGUCUUGGAGGUGUCCAGCAGAGCAUGGUCACGUCGUGAGCUUGCGGGUCGAUCCAGUACGUACUCUGCAAAAUAUGCGUCUGGGCUGUCAGACGGUCUUCAACGUGGCUGUCGUAUCCGAUCAACCGUUGAACAGCUGGAGCGGGCAGGAACUCGAGAUUAAAACCAUUGAGAUCCAGUCCACCACGUCGAACCCAGCUUCUCCACGGGGCUCAAUGGACUCGGCAUCAUCCUCCAGGACGCGAUCUCAUCCGUCCCGGGCCUCGUCUUCUGGCUCGACGUCCUCCCACCUUCCAAGAUUUGCGACAAACGCCGCCGGUUCGUCGUCCGCUCCUCCUCAAAUACGGGACUGCUGCUCGGUCUUCCUGACCAACUCCUCUACUGCCUCCACUUAUGGCGAAUGCCUCGGCUUCAUCGAACGUUCAGACCACCGUCAUGAGAUCUACUUCCUUCGGCAUCUGACUAACACGGCCUAUUCAGAGGCUCUAGACGGUGCGUUGGAUCUAGCGGUCACGGGCCGUGCCACAUGGAGUGCAGACCAGCAUUACCUGUCCCGGCGUGGCAACCGGCUGCGGGUAGCCGCGGCGUUAGCAAUAAGUGUCCUUAAUUUGUCUGGCAACUGGCUGAAAGCAGAAUGGCGCAGCAACGAUAUCUCCCUCAGCAAGAGAGAUAUUAGCCAGCAGCAGGACCCAGAAGGCCACAGUCCCGUCCAGCUGGAAUUUUCUUGGAGGAUCUCAUGCCAACGCGAGUCGGGAACGGCCUUGUGCGUCCAGCAACACCGCAGUUCUCUUCUAUUCCCAUUAGGAGUAGCCCUGGUGGAGCUUGCAUUAUGCCAGAGUCUUGCGUCACUAUACUUGCACGACGAGGACGCCGAUCCCAGUGAGGACGGUGCGCAGCUAAAAACAGCAACGAGAAUGCUUCCGCACGUUGCCAGCGAAUUCGGCAAGACGUAUGAAACCGUUGCAAAGCGGUGUCUGAGCUGGCAAGUCCCUCGAGCAAACCAGGCCAGAAAUGAAGAUGAUGACGAGCAAAUCCAAAGCUCGAUCUACGAGAGCGUGGUAUAUCCCCUUAUUCAGAUACUCGGCCAUUUUGAAGGCUGGCCGGAGCACUAA